GAGUGGCUGGGAGAGCGUGGCUGGGCCCGGUCCUGGGCAGGGGGCAGGAGCUAGGGCCGGGUCCCGGGGUGAGCCGAAACCUGGGGGUCAGGCGGGGCGGGGAAUGGGGCGCAGUGAGGCUGGGAGGCGGUCCUGAGCUCGUCCUGCGUAGGGGUAGCCGGGCCCAGGGGGCGCCUGAGCUGGAGGCGGAAGCGUGAAGUCGGGACUGAGUGGGCGAAGAGAACCUGGGCUGAGAUCCUUCCCGCCAGAAGAAACUUAUGUUGGGAGAUCAACACCAGCUAGUGCACUUCUCUAUAAAGCCUCAAUGUGUAGGACGGAUUUCACAUGCCCAGAGGCUGUUGAGCAGGCUUCAUGUGCGCUGCAGUCAGAGGCCACCUCUUUCUUUGUGGGCCGGAUGGGUCCUUGAGUGUCCUCUCUUCAAAAACUUCAUCAUCUUCCUGAUCUUUUUGGAUAUGAUCGUAUUGAUGGUUGAAAUAGAAUUGCUAGAAUCCACAAAUACCAAACUAUGGCCAUUGAAGCUGACUUUGGAGGUGGCAGCUUGGUUUAUCUUGUUUAUUUUCAUCCUGGAGAUCCUUCUUAAGUGGCUAUCCAACUUUUCCCUUUUCUGGAAGAGUGCCUGGAAUGUCUUUGACUUUGUUGUUACCAUGUUGGACCUCCCGAAUUCCCUGGUAACAGUGUUCAUUCUCUUCACCUUGGAUCAUUGGUAUGCACUGCUUCAGGACGUCUGGAAGGUGCGUGAAGUCAGUCGCAUAUUCAGCAGCAUCUAUUUCAUCCUUUGGUUGUUGCUUGGCUCCAUUAUCUUUCGGAGUAUCAUAGUAGCCGUGAUGGGAGAAAAAAACGUGUCACAGGAGGCACUGAGAUCAAGCCAUAGCAAAAUAGAUGACAGUUCAAGAGUUGGUGGUCAACGAAGGGAAAGUUUGGACUUAUCAGAAGUGUCUGAAGUAGAGUCUAUUUAUGGUGCCACUGAAGAGGAUUUAGUAACAUCUGCAUCAAAAACAGAAGAGACCUUGUCAAAAAAGAGAGAGUACCAGUCUUCCUCCUCUGUCUCCUCCACAUCCUCUUCCUAUUCUUCCUCUUCUGAAUCCAGAUUUUCUGAAUCUAUUGGUCAUUUGGACUGGGAGACUCUUGUGCAUGAGAAUCUGCCCGGGCUAAUGGAAAUGGAUCAGGAUGACCGUGUUUGGCCCAGAGACUCACUCUUCCGAUAUUUUGAGUUGCUAGAAAAGCUUCAGUAUAACCUAGAGGAGCGUAAGAAGUUACAAGAGUUUGCAGGUAUGGAGUUAGGGCAGUCAUGGGGACCAUGGGAAUAUAUACAUAUAGCGUUUAUAGCUGUGGAGGAGGAGGAGGGUGUCCACUAUUCUGGCAUCUCAGCUUCUCAAUUUCUGCCUACACCUAAAAUAGGCAAAUUCUUGGUUUGGUUUGUCACAUUCUGGGCAUGUGUCCCACUUUUCCCUAACUGAGAGAGAAUCUAGAAACUCUGCUUCUGUAGCAGGGGACGCCCAAAUCCUAUGAGGUAUGAGAGCUUAUUUCCUAAGAAGAGAAAGUCUAAUCCCAGUUGUUGGGAAUUAGGACAAGGUAGGCUCUUGCUUGAUUUGGGCAGCCCACCAGUUUCUGCACAUUUAUUGUCUCUGAAGAUUGCAUUUCAGACUUGAGCAGCAGGGCCUAAGGCUCAAUCUGGAGAGCUAUGGGGGAUCAGACAAUGAGCAUGAGGCCCACAAGUGCUCACUGUCCUAACUCCCUGAAGAAGUUUAUGAAUUCUAAACUUCUGUUUGUAUCUGCCCCUUCUAGUGUCAGCCUCUAUAAAGAUAAAUAUGUGAUUUAAAUAGUAGAGUUUGAUGUAAACU
Messenger RNA from Piliocolobus tephrosceles (Ugandan red Colobus), 1841 nucleotides. RefSeq names its product cation channel sperm-associated protein 2. Gene Ontology annotation, biological process: flagellated sperm motility; monoatomic ion transport; transmembrane transport. NCBI's taxonomy places the organism in Eukaryota, Metazoa, Chordata, Mammalia, Primates, Cercopithecidae. Gene Ontology annotation, cellular component: membrane; CatSper complex. The coding region runs from base 258 to 1457 and encodes 399 amino acids. The record is from RefSeq and is a predicted model, not a curated record. Gene Ontology annotation, molecular function: calcium-activated cation channel activity. The transcript is spliced from 8 exons.